AUGUCAUCACCAAUUGAUAUUGACACACUCCCGUAUUUCAAUCCCAAAAUUGAUCGAAGAGUGGCUAUAAUAACUGGGGGGAAUAGUGGGAUUGGGUUUUAUACAGUCUUGAAUCUAUAUUUACAUGGAUAUGUUGUAUAUAUUGCUAGUCGAUCAAAGUCACGAUGCUUAAAGCUGAUCAAAGAAUUGGAAUAUCGAGCUAGUCAGAUAAAACUUUUGGACCAGGGGCAUCCACAGCACAGUAUCAGUAAUUUGAGUGCAACUAGUGUGAGUGGAGAAGUCAAUGAAUGCAGUUUAGGUGAAGUGCAUUACCUAGAAAUGGAUUUGAGCAAUCUACAAUCGAUUAUUAAUGCUGUUGAAACAUUCAAGUUAAAAGAACGAUAUCUCCAUCUAUUAAUCAAUAAUGCCGGCGCAAUGGCCCUACCAUAUACCAAAACAAUUGAUGAUUUUGAAAUUCAACUACAAACAAAUUUCAUAUCACCAUUUUUGUUAACAUUGAAAUUAUUACCAAUACUUGAACGAACUAGUGAUGCGUUUCCUCACAUCGAACCUAGACCAAGGGUUAUUUACCUAAGCUCUUUUGGGCAUCAAUUCGCCUUUCGAUACUUCAAUUUGAAAACUGCGUUAGACUACAGGCCCAAUUUCAUCUUGACUUGGAUUAGAUAUGGAAUUGCCAAAACUGCCGGAAUCCAUUUCAUGAAGAUGUUGGCACUACGUAACCCAAAAGUCCUUUGCAUUUCAGUGCAUCCUGGGUUAGUAAUGAAUACAAAUGUAUUUGCAUAUUGGACAAAUCUACCCAUUGUUGGCAUAAUAUUUUGGUGUGUUUUCCAAAUUUUUGCUUGGGUUUUGGGAGUUACUUCUGAACAAGGCGCUUUGGAAGUUAUACGAAGUUCAUUGAAUCCACAAUUUUCAGUUGAGGAGAAUAAUGGGAAAUAUUUUGGAUCUCAGGGUAAGGAAUUACAACCUUCUAAGGUGGCUAAUAAUAUGGAUUAUGCGGCAAGAACUUGGAUAUGGACUGUACAUGAGUUAAGUAAAAGAGGGUUCAUUAUACCGGGGGCAUAA
Lodderomyces orthopsilosis Co 90-125 is the source of this 1062-nucleotide messenger RNA. RefSeq lists its product as uncharacterized. Gene Ontology annotation, molecular function: oxidoreductase activity. The coding region runs from base 1 to 1062 and encodes 353 amino acids. The transcript has a single exon. The record is from RefSeq and is a predicted model, not a curated record. Lineage: Eukaryota; Fungi; Ascomycota; Pichiomycetes; Serinales; Debaryomycetaceae.